Arabidopsis thaliana (thale cress) is the source of this 793-nucleotide messenger RNA. RefSeq names its product Late embryogenesis abundant protein, group 6. Lineage: Eukaryota; Viridiplantae; Streptophyta; Magnoliopsida; Brassicales; Brassicaceae. The transcript has a single exon. The record is from RefSeq and is marked reviewed. The coding region runs from base 261 to 512 and encodes 83 amino acids.
CUUAAACCCACUUUAAGAAAAGCCCACUGAAAAGCCUACUUUAAAAUUCAACCAAAAGGCCCAUAAGUACUACAGCCGACAUCAGCAGACAACAAGCCACGUCGAUCUCGAGGAACCGCGUAAUUAACGUGUCGGAAUCACACGAGCCACCGUGUACUAGAUAGCUCCAUAAAAGCAGACACAUCUCAUGAAGCAGAACCUAAAACCUUUAAUAGCAAACGAAAAAUAAAAAAGAAGAAACUAACAAAACAAAAAAAAAAAUGGAGGCCGGGAAAACACCACCGACGACGACAACAACGACGGAGAAGAAAACGGAGCAAGUGAAAGACAACGACUUGCCGACCGAUAGCCCUUACAUGGCGACGGGUACUUUGGAAGAUUACAAAUUGAAAGCUUAUGGAGCCGAAGGUCACCAAGAGCCUACUCCUGGUCUUGGAGGUGGCUCCACCGAUGCUCCUACUCCUUCUGGCGACGCACCCGCCGCCACUACCACCGAUGCGAAAGCUCCGUGAAAAAAAAGAAAGACUAUAAUAAUGAACGGGUUUUGUGGAUCGUCGGAAAACAAACCCAUAAUUGUAGUAUGUUCAAUAACUGAUCCAGCUUCGUUUCUUAACGUUUUUAUGGUUUAAUUAAAAAUGUAUUUGCGUCUAAUGCUGAAUGCUAAAGUUCGAGUUUCGUAUCAAAUGAAGUUGUAACGAUUUAAUAAUUAAUGUGAAGCUUAUUUCUUUUUGAUAAUGACCAAUGUUAUCUAGUUUUAUCUCCGUCGAUCAUAUAACUUAAUUUAUUAAUUUAG